Telopea speciosissima is the source of this 1223-nucleotide messenger RNA. Its product is annotated as chalcone synthase-like. The transcript has 2 exons. Lineage: Eukaryota; Viridiplantae; Streptophyta; Magnoliopsida; Proteales; Proteaceae. Bases 28 to 1203 code for a protein of 391 amino acids. Gene Ontology annotation, molecular function: acyltransferase activity, transferring groups other than amino-acyl groups. The record is from RefSeq and is a predicted model, not a curated record. Gene Ontology annotation, biological process: polyketide biosynthetic process.
AGAAGAAGAAGAAGAGAGAAAUAAGCAAUGGGAUCUGUUGGAGAAAUCUAUGAAGCAAAUCAUGCAGAGGGUCCAGCCACGGUAUUGGCCAUUGGCACAGCAAAUCCAUCCAAUGUUAAGUAUCAGAAUGAUUUCCCUGACUUCUACUUCAAAAUCACAAAGAGUGACCACAUGCCUGAGUUGAAGGAGAAGUUCAAGAGAAUCUGUGAAAGAUCGACAAUUAAAAAACGCCACACCUUCCUGACUGAAGAAAUGCUCGAAGAGAAUCCCAAAUUCUACGAUACAAAGGCUUCAUCAAUUGAUGCACGCCAAGAUAUUAUGGUAACUGAGGUACCUAAGUUGGCCAUGGAAGCCGCAACCAAAGCUAUCAAUGAGUGGGGCCAAUCCAAAUCAAAGAUCACUCACAUUGUAUUCACUACCAUUUCCGGUGUCGACGCACCUGGCGCCGACUUCCAACUAAUUAAACACCUUGGCCUUUCCCCAACUAUUCGACGUGUGAUGAUGUACCAUCUUGGAUGCUAUGGUGGUGGCUCCGUGCUCCGUGUUGCCAAAGACCUUGCCGAGAAUAACAAAGGUGCUCGUGUACUUGUUAUUUGCUCAGAGCUGAAUUCAGUGAGUGCCUUCCAAGGACCCGAUGAGGCAAACUUGCAUUCCCUAUUAGCAAUGGCAAUAUUUGGAGAUGGCGCAGCGGCUUUAAUAGUUGGUGCAGACCCUGACAUGUCAAUCGAACGUCCAUUGUUCCAACUCUUCUCAGCAGGGACCCGGAUUCUCCCUGAUUCAGAAGAUAUGGUCGCCGGACACUUGCGUCAAACUGGUCUUUCAAUCAACUUAACCAAGGAUGUGGCCAAAACUAUUGCUGGUAACAUUGAGAAUUGCUUGGUGGAAGCAUUUAGCAAGAUUGGCAUUAGUGAUUGGAAUUCCGUUUUUUGGAUAAGUCACCCCGGUGGGCCUGCAAUUUUGGACAUAAUUCAAAUGUCACUUCGCUUGAAAGAUGAAAAACUAAAGGCAUCAAGGAAAGUGUUGAGCGAGUAUGGUAACAUGUCAAGCCCUACAGUGUUGUUCAUUUUGGAUGAGAUGAGGAAGAAAUCUAUGGAGGAAGGGAAAACCACAACUGGUGAAGGGUUUGAAUGGGGUGUGCUAUUAGGGUUUGGACCAGGUCUUACUGUGGAGACGGUUAUAUUGCGUAGCGUUCCAACAGUUUAAGCUCAUUGAUUAAAAGAAGU